Messenger RNA from Alligator mississippiensis (American alligator), 3655 nucleotides. RefSeq names its product proline-rich protein 36-like. The transcript is spliced from 7 exons. The record is from RefSeq and is a predicted model, not a curated record. Lineage: Eukaryota; Metazoa; Chordata; Crocodylia; Alligatoridae. The coding region runs from base 48 to 3509 and encodes 1153 amino acids.
CUCCCACCGCUAUGUAGUGUGUAGCUGCGCAGGGGCUGCCGGGCGCUAUGGACGGGCCGUGGGAGCCGCCGCCCGACGUGGUGCCGCCGCCGCUCUUCCGCAGCUUCUUCGCGGCCGAGGUCCGCGAGCUCCUGCGGGGCCGCGACGUGUCCACCAUCGAGGCGGAGCCGCCGCCCGCCAGCCCCAGCCCCGCGCCCCGCGCCCGCCCCAGGCCCCGCAGCCUGCAGGCGCCGGCCCCGGCCCCCGACCUCACCUUCGUGCUACCGCGCGCCGGGCCCGCGCCCCCUGCCCCCGCCCCGGGCCCGGGCCCCCGCACCCCGCCGGGCUCCCCCUGGGCGCUGCCUGGGCCCGGCGCCGGCGAGCUGGAGCGCAGCGCGGGGGCCGCGCCGGACGAGAGCUCGAGCUGCCUGUCCCUGUGCUCCGGCUCCUUCCUCACCUCCACCCCCCUCACGCCGCCCGCGCGCCUCGCCUUCGCCCGCGCCCCGGCCCCGGCCCUGGCCCUGGCCCCGCGCAGCCUGCUCGCAGCUGGCCCCGAGCCCAGCCACCCGCGCGGCUCCACCACCUUCUUCCUGGACGCCGCCCCGCGCAGCCUGCUCGCCGGCGACCCGGAGCCCGCGGACCCCCAUGGCUCCACCACUGCCGGCCUGGACGCUGCCUCACACAGCCUGCUCGCCAGGGACCCCCAUGGCUCCACCGCCGCCGGCCUGGACGCUGCCCCGCGCAGCCUGCUCGCCUGCGACCCGGAGCCCGUGGACCCCCAUGGCUCCACCACUGCCAGCCUGGACACUGCCCCACACAGCCUGCUCGCCAGGGACCCCCAUGGCUCCGCCGCCAGCCUGGACGCUGCCCCGCGCAGCCUGCUCGCCAGGGACCCCCAUGGCUCCACCGCCGCCAGCCUGGACGCUGCCCCACACAGCCUGCUCGCCUGCGACCCGGAGCCCGCGGACCCCCAUGGCUCCACCACUGCCAGCCUGGACGCUGCCCCACACAGCCUGCUCGCCAGGGACCCCCAUGGCUCCGCCGCCAGCCUGGACGCUACCCCACACAGCCUGCUCACCAGGGACCCCCAUGGCUCCACAGCCGCCAGCCUGGACGCUGUCCUGCGCAGCCUGCUCGCCGGCGACCCGGAGCCUGCAGACCCCCAUGGCUCCACCGCUGCCAGCCUGGACACUGCCCCACACAGCCUGCUCGCCAGGGACCCCCAUGGCUCCGCCGCCGGCCUGGACGUGGCUCAGCGCAGUCUGCUCGCGGACGACCCGGGGCCCGGGGACCCGCGCAGCUCCACCACUGCUGUCCCAGGCACAGCCCAGGGCAGCCUCCUUGGGGACAACUUGGAGCUAAGGGAUCUGCACGGCUCCACCACCUUCUUCCUGGACGCAACUCGGUGCAGCCUGCUAGGGGAUGACUUGGAGCUGAGAGACCCGCGCAGCUCCACCACCGCCGUCCUGGGUGCGUCCUGGGGCAGCCUGCUCGGGACACCCAGGGACCCGUGCGGCUCCACCACAGCCAUCCUGGGUGCAGCCCAGGGCAGCCCGCUCAGGGACCCCCAUGGCUCCACCACUGCUGUCUUGGGUGUAGCCCAGGGCAGCCUGCUCGAGGACGACCCGGAGCCCAGGGACCGGCGCGGCUCCACCGCCAUCCUGGGUGCAUCCCAGGGCAGCCUGCUCGGGACACCCAGGGACCCGCACGGCUCCACCACCGCCAUCCUGGGUGCAUCCCGGGGCAGCCUGCUUGGGACACCCAGGGACCCGCGCGGCUCCACCACUGCCAUCCUGGAUGCAGCCCAGGGCAGCCCGCUCAGGGACCCCCAUGGCUCCACCACUGCUGUCUUGGGUGUAGCCCAGGGCAGCCUGCUCGAGGACGACCCGGAGCCCAGGGACCGGCGCGGCUCCACUGCCAUCCUGGGUGCAUCCCAGGGCAGCCUGCUCGGGACACCCAGGGACCCGCACGGCUCCACCACCGCCAUCCUGGGUGCAUCCCGGGGCAGCCUGCUUGGGACACCCGGGGACCCGCGCAGCUCCACCACUGCCAUCCUGGAUGCAGCCCAGGGCAGCCCACUCGGGGACGACUUGGAGCCCAGGGACCCCCACGGCUCCACCACCGCUGUCCCAGGCACAGCCCAGGGCAGCCUGCUCGGGGCUGACCUGGAGCCCAGGGACCUGUGCAGCUCCACCACCACCAUCCUGGGUGACCCUGUAAGCCAGAGCCCUGUCCAGCCCAGCCCAGCCACCAGCACCCACAACACAGCAGUGCCCGAGCACCUGCCUGCACCUCCUGCCUCCCCCAGGCCCAUUCCCCCCAGGGGGAAGGAGCCUGCUGGCAGCAACAACACCACCAAGGGCACAGCUCCAGUCAGGCCGAGGAUGGCGGCUUGCAGCAUCCCGACAGCGCUGCAGGACCUGACCCCCACAUCCUGCAGCUCCCGGAGGGCCCCCACGGGCAGAGGCUGUGCCUUGGCAGGGCAGCUGAGCCGCAUGUCCCUGAGCAACCUCCGGCUCUCGCUGCAGCGGCCGGUUGGCACCAGGGACAUGCUUCUGGGAUCGCAGACCAAGGUCCAGCCUCCUGCACAGGUCCCGGCCAGCACCGCGGCGAAGCAGAGCAGUGCCAAGCUGCUCAGCAUCGGGAAGUGUUCCACGGGCCUGCGGCCCCCAUCCAGGCUCCCGGGGCUAGGCGGUAGCAGAGCUGGUCCUGGGGGCUUGCAGGCUCCUGUGGGGAUGGAGCUACCUGGAUCCAGCAAAGGGGCCGGGGCUCCUGGGACUGGACUCCCACCUCGCCCAGGUAGCAGGCGGCAGCUCGUGAAGCCAGGUCCCAGCAACCCGCCACUUCCUGCUGGAGCCCCCCAGCCCCUGGGGGCCACAUCCAGCCCCCAGGACAAAGCUCCGGGAAUCAACACCACGUACUCUGCCAGCCACGUGCAAGCUGCUGCCAAGGCUGCCCAGAGCAGGCUGCCUCCGCGAAGGGCUGUUGCUGGGGCUGUGCCGGCCACAGCUGUGGCACCGCGCUCCCGACUGCAGCCUCCUGCCAAAGCCAGCGCCUCCCCCAGGAGCCUGCCUCCUUGCAAGCGAGUCCGGCUGGGCGAAGGUGAUGCUGCCCAGGGCCCCACGUGCAGGGAUCCCAUGGCUCUGCUCCGCAGCUCUCCCAAUGUGGCUCCUCGGGGCGUGGGCGCAGCUGCCCCCAUGCAGUCCCCAGGCAACCUGCUAAACCGAGAGCUGGAGCAAGCGCAGAACGAACUGGAGCUGGCACGGAGCAAGCUGCAGAGGGUCCAGAGGGAGCUGGAAGGAGCCAGGACCGAGCUAGGUACGUUGCUGUUGCUGGCCCUGCGGGAUGAGCUGCGAACUGGCACCCAAGCACAGGCUGACCUCCCACCCCUUUUGCAGCGGAGAAAGAUACCCAGUGCCAGGCCUAUCGUAGGGUCAUUGCCGACCUCCAAGCUCAGCUGGAAGCAGCAGGCUCUAUGGCCGAAGGGUGCAGGCGCGAGGCGUGAUGGUGUUGCAGCGGAACGACGGUGACUGGGGCCCCUGCCCAGUGCUUUCACCUGGCGGCAGCUGCCCCUACCCCUACCCCAUGGGAUAGCCUCUGUGCAGCCCUUGCAUCCUGCACAGGGCCUGGGAACUGCUUUUACUGGUUGUAUUUAAUAAAGAUUAAAGUUCUCUUC